Messenger RNA from Argentina anserina (silverweed cinquefoil), 3489 nucleotides. Its product is annotated as protein FAR-RED ELONGATED HYPOCOTYL 3-like. The record is from RefSeq and is a predicted model, not a curated record. The coding region runs from base 2455 to 3024 and encodes 189 amino acids. The transcript is spliced from 8 exons. NCBI's taxonomy places the organism in Eukaryota, Viridiplantae, Streptophyta, Magnoliopsida, Rosales, Rosaceae.
AUCAUACCCGAGCUGUGGGUAAAACCCGCUCCGCCUCUUUCUGAGUCUAUUUUGUUUUCUGGGCAGAACUGACGAAAAACAGAAGCAGAAUUGAAGUACCCAAAUCUCAUGGCUGAGUUUUACUGUUCAUAAACAUAUUUCAUCUGGUAAGAUUUUGAUUCCUGGGCACCAACAAAGGAACAUGCUUUUACAUUUCUGAUGCAUAGUUUCUCAUUCUAAGCUUUUACUCUGUUAUUUACCCCGUAAAGAUUUCAUCUUUACUAAUUUUUAGUGUUUUGGAGGGCAUAAGUAAUCUGAUCAUGAGUUGGUCAAUUUGUAGUGUGGCUAUAUGCUUCAUAGUUUCAUUUGUUUUCUUUUCAGGUAAAGAUUUGAUAAAGUCAGCUUUGAUAUUGUGUUUUCUUAGGCUGUUUUUAAUUUUCUGUAUGGAGAUAGAUCUUGAACUGCCGUCAUGUGAGCAGGACAAGUUAGACACUAGGUUGGAUAGAGAUGUUAAUGUUGAGAAGUUAGGUGAGAAUGUUAAGGAAGGUCAUGGACUGGGUGCAAAUGAGAGUGUUUCCGGAGUUCGGGAUCAAGUUGAUGGGGACAAUGUUGUAGUGAGUGAGGUUGAUAAGGGGGUUGUUAGUACUGUGGAUGCCGUAGAUGAGAUGAAUGUUGAGAACAGUAGUGAGCAUGUUGGGGAAGCUGGUGAGUUGACUGCAAACAGAAGUGCUUCUGAUGUUCAGGGGCAGGAUGAUGCAGACAAUGUUUUGAGAUUGUAGUUGGUACGAGGGUUGGGGUUGUUCGUGAGCUUGAGAUUGGUUUAGAGUUUGAGACUAAGGAGGAUGCUUAUUCCUAUUACAAAGACUAUGCUCAGUUGGUGGGGUUUGGCAUCACAAUCACAGCCAGUCGGCGCUCAAAGAGAACUGGAAAAUUUAUUGACAUAAAGCUUGCAUGUUCUAGAUAUCGAAAGCAGGAAGCUGGCGAUAAAGAAAAACAAAGAGUCAACCUAAUCAGCACAGGCUGCAAAGCCGGCUUGCAACUGAAGAAGCGAGAGAAUGAAAAAUGGUAUAUACAUAGUUUAAUGAAGGAGUAUAACCAUGAGAUGACGGAUGGUUUUAUUGCUUUAAAGGGAAGAACAAGAGACCUGCAAUUGUUGCUUAUCAGAAGGGUCUGCAGUUCAAUUUAGAUGAGGAGGAUGUCUGAGUAAUGUUUGAACAAUUUAUGUGUAUGCAGGACAAGAAUCUUAGCUUUUUCUAUGCCAUAAAUUUUGACAGUGAAAAACGAUUGAGAAGUGUAUUUUGGGUUGAUGCAAAGGGUAGGCGUGACUAUAACAGUUUCUGUGAUGUAGUCUUGUUUGAUACUUAUUAUGUUAGAAACCACUAUAAGAUGCCUUUAGUUCCUAUUGUUGGAGUUAAUCAUCACUUUCAGUACAUUUUACUUGGAUGUGCAUUGAUUGGAGAUCAGACUACAGCGACUUUUGUUUGGUUAAUGCGGACAUGGCUAAAAGCUGUGGGUGGCCAAGCUCCAAGAGUGGUUAUUACAGAUCAAGACAAAUACUUGAAGGAAGCUGUAGCAGAUGUAUUUACUGAGGCAUGCCAUCGUUUUUUUUAUGGCAUGUAUUGACUAAUAUUCAUAGAAGUGUAGGCUGUUCCAUAAAUGAAGAUGCCAUAUUUCUGGAGAAAUUGAACAAAUGCAUUUACCAGUCUUUGACUUCUCAACAAUUUGAACAGAGAUGGUGUAACUUGAUUAGCAGAUUUGAACUGAGGGAAAAUGAAUGCCUUUGCUUAUUAUAUGAAGAUCGGAAGUACUGGGCUCCAACGUAUAUGAAUGAUUCGUGUACAGCUGGAAUGUCAACAGUUGUGCGAUCUGGAAGUAUAACUUCAUUUUUUGAAAGGUACAUAUCUCAAGAAGCUACGGUUAAGGAUUUUAUGAAGCGGUAUAAAGCAUUUCUGAAAGACAGGAAUGACAUGGAUGCCAAUUCUGCUUUUGAAGCUCAGAAUAAACAAUCUGAAUUAAGAUCACUCUCACCUUUUGAGAAACAAAUGUCAACUAUAUAACAGAUACAAUAUUUAGAAACUUUCAAGUUGAGGUUUUGGGAGUUGAUUAUUGUCAUCUGCAGAAGGACGGUCAAGAUGAAGUAACUGUAAUAUUCCGAGUUGACGAGUUGGAAGAACGGCAGAAUUUUAUCAUAGCUUGGAAUGAGCCAGAAUCAAGAGUAUGCCGUUUAUGUCAUUCAUUUGAGUACAAAGGUUUUCUCUGUAUACAUACACUUCUGGUCCUUCGUAUGCCUGGUGUUUCCAGAAUCCCUACUGAUUACAUUCUGAAGCGCUGGACGAAAGAUGCAAGAGUUGGGUACACUGUUAGUGAUGUCUCAAAGAGGUUUAAAUACAGGGUGCAGCGGUUCAAUGAUCUGUGUAAAUUAGCCGUUAAAUUGGGUGCAGAGGGCUCAUUGUCUCCAGAAACUUACCAGAUUGCAUGUUACACGUUAGACAAAGUACUGAAACAAUAUGCCAACUGUCUGGAAUGGGGGCUUCAGAUACCAAGACAUCAUCUAUUCAUGGGUCAGAUGAUGUUGAAGUAAAUUACAGGGGCACACUGACCAACUUGUCUAAGACAAAAAAUACAAACAGAAAAAGAAAGGGGCAAACUGAACGAGAUGGUGUACCUAUCAGGUUGCAAGAUAGCUGCCAACAGAUGGGAUUGAUGAACUCCGGAUCAUGUAUUCUUGAUAGUUGUCACGUUCUGCAGCAGGAAUUUCAAGGGAAACUUGGUUCCAAAAGUCGUGCUCAGGAUAUAUUAUGGUGCUCAGCAGAGUAUGGAGAAAUGGGACAGUUGAACUCCGUUUUUCCUAUCCAUGAUGGCUUCUAUGGCAAUCAGCAGGCCUCAGAGGGACAUUUACGUUCAUUACCAACCCGUGUUGGUCAUAAUGGAACCCAACAGACUGAACAGAGUAUGCAAGGAAUGAUACUGGAUGUUCGCACUUUUCAUUUUGCCAAACCAUAUUUUUCAGGGGCAACUUGGUUUCAGAGCACCAGCUGUGCAUAGCUCUUUCAACAUAAGGAACAGUCUGCAGGAACCUCUGGCUUUCAUGGCAAUACGUCAAAGCAUCCGCACAAUAAGCACCAACCGCAUCAGCUGAUAAAGCAAGGUUUACCAUUGAGAUGAUGACAGUAGUUCCAUAGUAGAUUCAGCCUCAUGUUUAUACAAAGAAAUCUCCCAUGUCGACCCAAGUUGUGUACAUAAAUAUUCAUAUACCAGUAUUUAUGUAUCGUCAUCGACAUCAAUGGCGUAUCUUCGUUUCUUCUGUUCCGGUGUGUUAAAUUACAACAGGGUCUGCAUAAUGCAUGGAAAUCCAUCUUGGCAACCUAGGUCUUGUAAUUUUAUUUUUCAUGGGAGUCUUUUACUGAUGAAUAUUUGCUGUGAUAUUCCGUCUUAAAAUAUAACACAUGGUGGAGCUUUAUUUAAAUCUCAGCCUCAUUUGUUCAGGACCUGCUAUGGAAAUCUUGGAAA